Messenger RNA from Dermacentor albipictus, 1839 nucleotides. RefSeq lists its product as uncharacterized. Lineage: Eukaryota; Metazoa; Arthropoda; Arachnida; Ixodida; Ixodidae. The record is from RefSeq and is a predicted model, not a curated record.
UACCACGCCACAGCGUAGGCUCCGCAGUGCCGUCUCCGUUCAGAAAGCGGGACGGUUAAGCUUCGUGUGUGCAUUGCCUCUUAAUUAUCCUCGGCGACGGACACGCCGGAGCUUCCUGCGUGUGCGUGUGUGCGCGUCAUUGCAUUUCCUUCUACUGGGCCAGAAGCGGUAAGAAAAUCAGUUGAGCUGACCGUGUACCGAGCGGCGGCCGCAACCGUGGAGAGCGUUUGCUCUCCCCUCGUGAGUGAGGGCGUUCCAGACUCUAUGAAGGGCGCCCCCGCCGACCCACUUCAGCCUUCUGCAGCCUUGAACACAAGCUAGAGUGCUUGCCGCUCUUCACCAGGAAGCGUGUAGAGCUGACCGCUCGCUAACGAUGUAAUUAAACGUCGUUGUUCAUCGUUAUGUCGCCGCCGUGUCCUCUGCCUGCAUGGCCCCCUCGGGACUAGUGACUCGCUGCAAAGUGCAAUCAGCAUCACGCUCCGAACACCUGACUACCAGUCGUAACAGGGCGCACGGUAGUUAUGUUCUGGAUGCGAAGACCGCUUUCGGCCAGGCAGAUGUGGAACCACCGACGAAGUGACUGCGCAUUCUUUGCGCAGAAACCUCAACAGUUGUCGCACGAGAUGCGCUUCCGUGAGGCCCUUUCACGAGCAGGUUACGCAUUGGAAUACAGCGACGCCCACCUCGAAGAGACCCUGAGAAAAUUCGCGACAGGCUUGGUCGAUCCACGUGCGUUCAGCUCGGCCGUAGUGCUCGACCCCGUACUUAAAGCACGCAGCUUGGAAGGAUUCCUGGUCGACUCCGUGAGGGACCUCUUCUACGGGACUGCGUCCCGCCACCGAGAGGUAGGUAGCCUGACACACCUCUUCACCCGUAUUCGAAGGAAAGGUGUUUCGCCACUCGAGCACACCGAGUCAACCCGGACCAACCUGAAGCGACUGAUUAGCGUCGCUCAGAUGCAGCAGAUCGCGCAGGAACUUCACGAUGACAUAGUGACCACCGCGCCGGACGACAGCGCUGACGCGAAAGCGAUCGGUUCGGCGAAUAAGCUGAACACGAUGCUGAGCGAUGCACUAUUAACUCUGGCUUUCAAGACUGUGACUGACACAGCAGACGUAAGGGUUCUGGAGCUGUUCUCACGAAGCCUGGAACGAUUUUCGUCUUCGUACUUCGACGACAAGGAGAAGACAGAUGCUGCUGACGGUACACCGAUCAUGCAGCAGUGGUCCCGCUACCAAGUGUACAACACGGAACCGCUGGCCAACGCGUUCGAGUGCUCACAGCUCCUGGCGGGGGCCAACGCAGAGGAGCGUUCUGCAGCAAGGCAGUGCGGCAACGACCUCGCCCUCGCUAUCCAGGCCAUAAAAGAACUGGAUCUUUUCUUGAACCGCGAACGCCAUGGUCCGCUUGGCGACCCGCGAUCGCUUCCUGCAGUAUUAGCGAAUGCAGGGUCGAACAAGGCUUCUGAAGUACGGCGACAGUGCGGUGGCCCAAGAAGCGAGGCGGAUGCAGAAAAGAGCCAAAGAGAACAGCGAUGCAUCGUCGACGGAAUGAUCGGAGUGAUUCAAGGGCUGACAGACGGAGUGCUCGGGUACGUGGCCGACUGCGAGGCAUCCGAGGCAUCUGAAGCCUUGCGAGACAUCGCCUCCGCGCUAAGGAUCGAACACGUGAUUACGCCCACAUAGAUAUGAGCUUACAAUCGCUCUCAGUAUUUAUGUGGAACGCUCCGGGUCGCAAAUGACACGGCCCCUCGAUUGACAAGCCGCAGAGCUUGACGUGAUGAGAAUGCGAGGGCGCUGCUGUCACUACACGUGCAGACCCUUCCCCCCACCCCCCUAA